Messenger RNA from Lycium ferocissimum, 1166 nucleotides. Its product is annotated as probable phosphopantothenoylcysteine decarboxylase. Gene Ontology annotation, cellular component: phosphopantothenoylcysteine decarboxylase complex. Gene Ontology annotation, biological process: coenzyme A biosynthetic process. Gene Ontology annotation, molecular function: FMN binding; phosphopantothenoylcysteine decarboxylase activity. NCBI's taxonomy places the organism in Eukaryota, Viridiplantae, Streptophyta, Magnoliopsida, Solanales, Solanaceae. The coding region runs from base 335 to 964 and encodes 209 amino acids. The transcript is spliced from 3 exons. The record is from RefSeq and is a predicted model, not a curated record.
UGUUUUCCCUCAAAUUUUUAAAGAAAACAUUUUCUCCUAUUUUGAGGAAACAUUGUUCAAGAUAUCUAGUGCAACCAAAUAAGAGAAAAUAGGAAAACAUUUACCAUGAUUCCAAACAUACCCUUAGAACCUAUAUGUGUGUCUCUAUUAGACCUCAUCGAACUGUGCUAAGUGAUGUGAUUUGGUUUCAUACAUGUGCUUGUGGGAGCUAGCAGGUAUCCCGUGGAAUUAGUUGACGUGCGAGCAAGCUGGCCUAGACAGGACACCACGGUUAUCCAAAAAAAGAAGUGAUGCGAUUUGGUUUCAAACUUGUAUUGUGUAGGUUAGGGUAGAUAUGGAUCCUAUGAGUUCAGAGAUGGAACCAGCUCAGAUGAACAGUGCACCUAGGAGACCUCAUAUUCUUCUUGCAGCAAGUGGAAGUGUGGCUGCUAUUAAGUUUGCCAAUCUUUGUCGUUGUUUUUCUGAAUGGGCAGAAGUUAAAGCAGUUGCAACAAAACCUUCUCUUCAUUUCAUAGACAAAGCUUCACUUCCGGAAAAUGUCAUUCUUUAUACUGAUGAGGAGGAAUGGUCCACUUGGAAGAAGAUAGGUGAUAGCGUGCUACACAUUGAGCUCCGCAGGUGGGCUGAUAUUAUGGUUAUUGCCCCUUUGUCAGCAAACACACUUGGGAAGAUUGCUGGCGGACUAUGUGAUAACUUGUUAACCUGCAUCAUACGAGCAUGGGACUACAAUAAACCCCUUUUUGUGGCACCAGCCAUGAAUACAUUGAUGUGGAAUAAUCCAUUCACAGAAAGGCACCUUAUGAUAAUUGACGAGCUUGGGAUCUCUCUUAUACCACCAGUAUCAAAGAGACUGGCUUGUGGAGAUUAUGGAAAUGGAGCAAUGGCUGAACCUUCUCUCAUCUACUCAACUGUAAGACUCUUCUAUGAGUCACGAUCACAAUCAGGUGGCAGCAACAUGGCGUGAUCCACAGAUAAUUAAACUCCGUUCGUCGGUUUGUACAAGUGAUAGAAAUUGUCAAAAUUCAGGACCUCGAGUAAUGUUACUUAGCAUACGCCAGUUGUGUUUAUUUUUUUCUUAAAUUCUUCACCUCCCUAGUGUCAUGUUUGUAUCAAAUUCAAUCAAGGUUCAUGUUCAUUGUAGUCGAUUGCCUCAGAAUAUUAUGCAA